GCCGUUUUUUUUUUUUUAAACCCGGUCGGCCUUAAAGAUGGCGGCUGCUGUGGACGACGAGUUCGAAGAUGCACCUGAUGUAGAGCCACUGGAACCGACACUGAAAAAUAUAAUUGAGCAGAAGUCGCUAAAAUGGAUCUUCGUGGGAGGAAAAGGCGGCGUUGGGAAGACGACGUGCAGCUGCAGCUUGGCGGUGCAGUUGGCCAAGGUGCGGGAGAGUGUACUCAUCAUUUCCACAGACCCUGCCCACAACAUCUCUGAUGCCUUUGACCAGAAGUUCUCCAAGGUUCCCACUAAAGUCAAAGGCUACGAUAACCUGUUUGCUAUGGAGAUUGACCCCAGUCUCGGUGUAGCGGAACUCCCAGAUGAGUUUUUCGAGGAGGACAACAUGCUGAGCAUGGGCAAGAAGAUGAUGCAGGAAGCCAUGAGUGCUUUCCCGGGCAUUGAUGAGGCCAUGAGCUACGCAGAGGUCAUGAGGUUAGUAAAGGGAAUGAACUUCUCAGUGGUGGUGUUCGACACGGCCCCCACGGGGCACACGCUGCGUCUGCUGAACUUCCCGACCAUCGUGGAGCGGGGGCUGGGUCGCCUCAUGCGGAUCAAGAACCAAAUCAGCCCUUUUAUCUCGCAGAUGUGCAACAUGCUCGGUCUGGGGGAGAUGAAUGCCGACCAGCUGGCCUCCAAGCUGGAAGAGACUCUUCCCGUCAUCCGCUCCGUCAGCGAGCAGUUCAAGGACCCGGACCAGACCACGUUCAUAUGCGUCUGCAUUGCCGAGUUCCUCUCCCUCUAUGAGACAGAGAGGCUGAUCCAGGAGCUGGCCAAGUGCCAGAUAGACACGCACAACAUCAUCGUCAAUCAGCUGGUGUUCCCUGACGCCGAGCGACCCUGCAGGAUGUGUGAGGCGCGCCACAAGAUCCAGUCCAAGUACCUGGACCAGAUGGAGGAUUUAUAUGAAGAUUUCCACAUUAUCAAGUUGCCCCUAUUGCCCCAUGAGGUCCGUGGAGCAGAUAAGGUCAACACUUUCUCCCAGCAGCUCCUGGAGCCCUACACCCCUCCCAAAAAAUGACUUGCCACCAACACCCCAAGGUCCCCUCAAUGUGUCACCUCCCUACCGCUGUGAUGUCGAUGCCUAGAUAAGCACUAUGGCGACAUGAUGUACCUAAAUUCCUUUAGUUGCUCGCUACCCUUCGUAUUUUACCUGGAUGUUUCUCAAGAGGAAAAUAACUUUCCCCUACAACGUAGGUGACAUUUUUUAUUUUGUGGUUCUCGGGUUAAGUGUAGUUUUUCACCAGUGCUGAAUUUUCUUGGCUGGGUCACCUGUGGCUGGACCCGCUUUCAUGGGCUGUGUGUGGCGUCCGUGACUGUAACAUGUACUGACCCUAUCAGGAGGCAGAGGAGUUCUGGGAGAGUGAAGUGGGUCUGGCUGUAGCCUUUCCAUGGCUGUGCAGUCAGACUGUGAUGUUGACAUGGUUACUGAUUCUUGUGUGUUAAUACAGAACUUAGGAAAUGACGGCUUACAUCUUUAUUAUUAAAAUCCAUGAAGGUCAAAUGGGAA
Messenger RNA from Brienomyrus brachyistius, 1552 nucleotides. RefSeq names its product ATPase GET3. Gene Ontology annotation, molecular function: ATP hydrolysis activity; ATP binding. Gene Ontology annotation, biological process: post-translational protein targeting to endoplasmic reticulum membrane. The record is from RefSeq and is a predicted model, not a curated record. Gene Ontology annotation, cellular component: GET complex. The transcript has 7 exons. Bases 38 to 1063 code for a protein of 341 amino acids. Lineage: Eukaryota; Metazoa; Chordata; Actinopteri; Osteoglossiformes; Mormyridae.